Engraulis encrasicolus (European anchovy) is the source of this 4349-nucleotide messenger RNA. RefSeq names its product contactin-associated protein-like 5. Bases 103 to 3903 code for a protein of 1266 amino acids. The record is from RefSeq and is a predicted model, not a curated record. Lineage: Eukaryota; Metazoa; Chordata; Actinopteri; Clupeiformes; Engraulidae. The transcript has 23 exons.
GGCACGCGUAACGAACGCACCACAGAGCCGACGCGCGCAAUUCAUUCCACAGUGAGGAGGGAGAAAGAAUAACUCUCCCUUCGGCAUCCCGCUCACUUCACCAUGGAUUUGAGGUUAAAAAGGCAACGAGGAACACUCUCAUGGCUGACACUACUUUUUUGCUGUAUCGGUGGGACAUUAAGCAGAGAGAGCUGUGAUGGAUCACUGGUGUCUCACCUCCCUCCCUCGGCCUUCAAGAGCUCCUCUCAGCUGUCCAGCAGCCAUGGCCCAGGCUUUGCCAAACUCAAUCGCAGAGACGGAGCUGGAGGCUGGUCACCGCUGGACUCCAAUAAGUACCAGUGGCUGGAGAUCAACCUCUGGGAGCGGACUGAAAUCACAGCCAUCGCCACUCAGGGCCGAUAUGGCAGCUCGGACUGGGUCACUGGCUACCAGCUCAUGUUCAGUGACACGGGACAUAACUGGAGACAGUAUCGACAAGAAGACAGCAUCGGAGUGUUUUCAGGGAACACCAAUGCUGACAGUGUUGUGCCAUUCAAACUGCACCAGCCCAUGUUUGCUCGAUUCCUAAGAGUUGUUCCCCUGGACUGGAACCCUAAUGGAAGGAUUGGAUUAAGACUGGAAGCAUACGGUUGUCAAUACAAGUCCGAUGUGAUGGAGUUUGAUGGGAGUAGCUCAGUGCUCUACAAAUUCAGUCCCAACUCCAGUCAAGCACCCAAAGACAAGCUGUCCCUGAAGUUCAAAACCAUGCUCAACUCAGGCACUCUCAUCCACAUGGAAGGAACGCAUGGGCCAAGCUUAACGGUGGAACUAGUGAAGGGAAAACUAUUAUUUCAUCUCAGCAAAGGUAAUGCCAAGCAUCCAUCUCCCGACUUUCACACCUCGGCGUCACUGGGGAGCCUCCUGUACGACCAGCACUGGCACUCCGUCACGAUCGAGCGCGUCAGCAGACACCUCAACCUUACAGUGGACAAAAGCAGCCAGCAGCUCCACGUGCCGGCCCACCUGAGUCUUUCUGACAUCAGCGAGGGUGCUGUCUCGUUCACCUGCACCGAGCCAAUAGACGUGCCGGUAACAUUCUCCAGCCCUGGAAGUUACCUCCAGCUGCCACUGAGCGUGCCCAGUGAUGACCUUUCUGUCAGCCUGGAGUUCAGGACGUGGAACAAGGCGGGGCUCCUGCUGACCUUUGACCUCCAGCAGCAGGCUGGCAGCACAUGGCUGUACCUGAGGGACACCAGGGCCAGGCUGCAGAUCCACAAGGCCGGCCGUGUACUCAUCGACAUCACUGCAGGGUCAGGACUGAAUGACGGCCAGUGGCACACGGUGCAUCUGAUUGGUCGAAGAGGUCGUCUGGCCAUCACUGUGGAUGGAGAUGAUGGAGGCACGGCACAAGCCAACCCCACCUUCCCCGUCAGCCCAGAGAAUCAGCUGUUUUUCGGAGGUUGUCCAGAGGGUGGUAAAUCGGAGAGUCGUGGCUGCAGAAACCCCUUCAGCGUGUUCCAGGGGUGCAUGAGGCUUAUCCGCACAGGAGACCAAGAGGUGGACCUCAUCAAGGUCCAGCAGAUGGCUCUUGGAAACUUCAGCGACUUGCAGAUGGACGUCUGUGGCAUCAUCGACCGGUGCUCCCCAAGCUACUGUGAACACGGAGGGAAGUGCACCCAGUCCUGGAGCGCCUUCCACUGCAACUGCUCACACACAGGCUACAAAGGAGCCACCUGCCACAGCUCCAUUUAUGAACAGUCCUGCGAGGCUUACAAGCACAAGGGAAACACGUCUGGGUUUUACCACGUCGAUGUGGACGGGAGUGGGCCCAUCGACCCACAGAGGAUCUACUGCAAUAUGACAGAUAAAACAUGGAUGGUGAUCCAACACAAUAACACGGAGCUCACUAAAUUAAAACCAUCCGCGGGGAUAAAUCAGCACUUGGCCCACUUCAGCUAUCCUGCCGACGUGGAGCAGCUCCGGGCGAUAAUUACCAAGGCCGAGCACUGCGAGCAGGAACUUUCCUACCACUGCAAAAAGUCACGUCUUUUAAACACACCCGGCGUUCCUUUCACGUGGUGGAUGGAUGGAGGUGGGGAGGUCCAGACCUACUGGGGAGGCGCCACGCCCGAGAGCAAGCAGUGUGCCUGCGGCCUGCACGAGAGCUGCAUCGAUCCCCAGCGCUUCUGCAACUGCGACGCCGACGGAGUCGAUUGGGCUAAUGACACAGGACUGCUCUCUCAUAAGGAGCACUUACCUGUGCGAGGCAUUGCUGUUGGGGACUUGAGCAGGCCUGGCUCGGAGGCCGCAUACAAAGUGGGAGCCCUACAGUGCUACGGUGACUUGCACUUUUGGAACUCAGCCUAUUUCAACAAGGAGACGUCGUACUUACAUUUCCCCACCUUCCAUGGAGAGCUGAGUGCUGACAUCUCCUUCAUGUUCAAGACCAGCACGGCCUCGGGAGUGUUUUUGGAGAACCUUGGCAUCAAGGACUUCAUUCGGAUCGAACUGAGCUCUCCGUUGGAGGUGCUCUUCUCCUAUGAUGUGGGCAACGGGCCUGUGGAGGUGCGGGUGGAGUCGCCCUCUCCCCUGAACGACGACUGCUGGCACAGUGUGCGGGCCGAGCGCAAUGUGAAGGAGGCCUCACUCCACGUGGACCAGCUGCCUGGUGCCACCCAGAGGGCACCGCCCGACGGGCACAUCCACCUGCAGCUCAACAGCCAGCUGUUUGUGGGAGGAACAGCGUCAAGGCAGAAGGGGUUCCUGGGCUGCAUCCGUUCGCUGCAGCUGAAUGGGAGGACGCUGGACCUGGAGGAACGUGCCAAGAUCACCCCGGGGGUGCGGCCCGGCUGCCCGGGACACUGCAGCAGCUAUGGGAGCCUGUGCCAGAACCGCGGACGCUGCGUGGAGAGACACACGGGCUUCGCCUGCGACUGCGGUCUCUCUGCCUACACUGGAGCCUUCUGUCGAAAAGAGGUGUCGGCCUACUUCAAGCCCAGCACGUCAGUGUCCUACACUUUCAAGGAGCCCUAUGAGCUGACGAGGAACAGCAGCAGCAGCAGCGUGCAGGCCUCCUCCCUCUACUCUGACAUGACACUGCGGGCCGAGAACAUCUCGCUGGGCUUCCGCACCUCCCAGGCCCCGGCCCUGCUGCUCUACGUGGCCUCCUACUACCGCGACUACCUCGCCGUCCUGCUCAACCGAAACGGACAAUUGGACGUCAAGUAUAAACUGCAGAGCAACAGGGAGGCAGAGGUGUUCAAGACCAACACAAGGAACUUGGCCAAUGGACAAUUUCACACCGUCUCUAUCAGAAGACAAGCAGAAAAUCUCUACAUCCAGGUUGACCAGUAUGAAGAGGAGGACUUCAACAUCACGUCAGAUGUGGACUUCAAUGCCAUUAAAUCGGUGGUGCUUGGGAGGGUACAUGACUCGGUGGAGCUGGAUCCGGAGAUAGCGCGGCUGAACUCCCUGGGCUUCAGCGGGUGCCUGUCUGUGGUGCACUUCAACUCCAUCACCCCCCUGAAGGCCGCCCUGCUCUACCCGGCCACCAGCCCCGUGGUGGUCACCGGGCCCCUGGAGGAGUCAGCCUGCGGGGCCUCUGCACCCAGCCAGCACCACGCCACCGAGACCACACACUCACUAGCAGAUCAUUUUGGCUCUGUAGGCACUGGUGAACCUAUAGUCAAUGCAAUCAGCAGUGACUCUGCCUUGAUUGGAGGUGUCAUCGCCGUGGUGAUUUUUGUCAUCUUGUCAGCGCUGGCCGUCAUGGGCCGCUGCCUGUAUCGACGGAAGGAGACGUUCCAGACACAGCAACCCAAGGGGAUCAAGGGGCCCGUGGAGGACAGCCCAGAAUUUCCCUUCAACAACGAUGCCAACACGCAGUACGUGCUCAGCGAGAGCCAGAGGGAGCACUUCAUAUGAUACAGUACGUUUACAAGUAGGACUACUCCUACCCCAAUCCGACUCCCAAAGUCUACCCCAAACCGACUAAUCCUACAAAGAAAACAUGCAAGCCUUACAGAGAGAGCACAGAGACUUAAGCAUUCAUGGAGUGGGUUUUUUUGCAUAAUACUUGCAGGAACUUUCAACAAUUGGGAAUGCAGUGCUGAGGACACAGUAAGCAGAAAAAUAGAGGUGAUGAUAAAAUUCAAAAAUAAAAAUGUGUGUGCGAACAAAUUGCCCUUAUAAAUGAUUUUUCUAUUUUAAUUUUGUACAUACAUAUGAGUACAGUAACUUUUUUGGCACAGUUAUGUGGCUUGAGUUUCUAAAAGGUUUGUGUGUGCGUGUGUGGAAAAAAAUGUGUCAGAAAUUGUAAAUAACCUUUAAAAAGAUGUACAUGUCUAUAAUACCUUUAUAACAGCUAUCUU